AUGAAGUCCUCUGUGGACUUGGGGGCCGAAAGAUUGUCCGUGUUGGUGAGAAAUUCAUUAUCAAGUAUGGACAAAUUAACCAAAUCGAGGCGCGAGCAAUGA
Messenger RNA from Cladophialophora carrionii CBS 160.54, 102 nucleotides. RefSeq lists its product as uncharacterized. The transcript has a single exon. The record is from RefSeq and is a predicted model, not a curated record. Bases 1 to 102 code for a protein of 33 amino acids. Lineage: Eukaryota; Fungi; Ascomycota; Eurotiomycetes; Chaetothyriales; Herpotrichiellaceae.